UGUGCCAUCGGCGAGAUGCUUCUCAAUCGGGUGGGAGGCUUGGAGCGGCCGAAAGGGAAGUUUAGGCGAUGGCUGGGCCCUCAAUGCCAUCUGCCAGGAGAAAGCGAUGGUGACCCUCGAUGCUUUCCGUCAGGAGAACCCGGAGACCGACGAGUGCCGCGUCGACGACGAGGAUGCGGACACCGGCGACCUGGCUUAUACUGACACCAAGGACCUGGCUUAUACGGACACCAAGGACCUGGCUUCCGGCAUGAGGAGCCUCGAGGAGGAGAUUUUCCUCCCACUUCUUCCUCCGGUGCCAGCGGGAUCGGCGACGGAGCUGAGCGAUCCUUAGCGCCUGGCUGAACUCGGGUAUUUUCUUGCGGUGUCGGACGACGAGCUUGGCCUCCCGCCGGCUGCGCCAUCAUCGUCGUCGUCUUCAUCAGAGCCGGUGGCGGCGGCGGCCGACGGGGAGGAGGCGGCGGAGAGCGAUGGAUUGGAGGAGAGCAGGGAGCCCGGUGUACGAACGGCAGAGGAGCGGAGGGUCGAGCAGUAUGGCUUCAUACUGCCUACUCCAACUCGGGCCAACCCCACCGAGCCCUCUUCCUUUUCUCCAUCAUGAGAACGUGCGCCGCUCGGCCUGAUUGCUUCUCCUUCACCGCGGUCCUCGCCGCCUCUGCCAACCUCCACGACCUCAGCAGCGGAAGGUCCACGCCCUCCUCCUUCGACUCGAGCUUCGCUUCUCGCUGCCGGUCUCCAAUUCUCUUCUCAAGAUGUACGGCAAGUGCUCCUGCACUUCAGAUCUGGACGGGCUUUCGAGGAAAUGGAAGAACGCAACGAGGUAUCAUGGUGCUUCCUGCUCCAUGACUGUGUGAAUUCGGGAUAGCAGGAUGACGCCCAUCAGUUGUUUGAUGCAAUGGCUGUUAGAAAGACGAUUUCAUGGAAUAUGCUUAUUAUGGGCGAUGCUCGGCUGGGCGAGAUCGAACACUGGAUAAGUUUGCUCAAGAAGAUGCAAUUGUUGGGUGUGGAAGGGAAUGUCACCACAUUUGGUUGCCUCAUGAAUGCUUGCUCUGAUUUUUCAGACCCUCGCUUUGGUCGUAUGAUCCAGGCAUUCAUUUAUCAAAAGGGAUGGGAUGUUGCUGUUGAGGUUAACAAUUCAGUUCUCAGCUUUUAUUCCAAAUUUGGCUUCUGUAACAAUGCAUUGAAGGCGUUCGAGUCUAUGGAGACUCGAACAAUUGUCUCAUGGAUUGCUACUAUGAAGUUUGGUGAUGCGCAUGGAGCUCUUCUUCUGUUUCUCAUGCAACUAAAUCUUGAUGAUUUUACUCCUAAUCAAGUACAUGACUCUCAAAUAUCAUGGAGAAAUUUCAUUUGCCUUGAACUGACAAACGAGCAUGGAUGAUCUUGCUAAAUCUUUAGAUGAGGAGAGCAUAAGACUUACCGUUGAUGACAUUUUGCCUACCAUCAAAGAAACUGUCGCUGCAUUUGGUAUAUCCAUGGAUGAUCUUGAACAAUGCAAGUAAACUCAAGUUGCUUGUCUCAUGUAUAAAUUUCUGCUGGUUUAACAACUCCUUUUUUUUAAAUAUUUUUUUUAGCAAAGAAGAUGCCUCUCAUAGUUUU
Molecule: messenger RNA, 1596 nt
Organism: Elaeis guineensis (African oil palm)
Lineage: Eukaryota; Viridiplantae; Streptophyta; Magnoliopsida; Arecales; Arecaceae
Source: RefSeq, a predicted model, not a curated record